Messenger RNA from Triplophysa dalaica, 982 nucleotides. It is a transcript of the gene timm8a, whose product is annotated as translocase of inner mitochondrial membrane 8 homolog A (yeast). NCBI's taxonomy places the organism in Eukaryota, Metazoa, Chordata, Actinopteri, Cypriniformes, Nemacheilidae. The transcript has 2 exons. The record is from RefSeq and is a predicted model, not a curated record. Bases 125 to 397 code for a protein of 90 amino acids.
AUUGGUCCGUCGAUCUACUGUUUCCAGGGUACUGAAACACGUGAAGGUCAACUCCAGCGCUGAAUACAGUAGUCAGGUGUCCCUAAGUGAGUGAUUUUCGUAGUGUUUGCUAUUGUUUUCCCUCAUGGAAAAUCAAGGAGUAACGGCGGAUCCGCAACUGCAGCAGUUUAUCGAGAUCGAGUCUCAAAAACAGAGGUUUCAACAGCUGGUUCAUCAAAUGACAGAAGUGUGCUGGGAGAAGUGUAUGGAUAAGCCUGGUCCAAAGCUUGACUCCAGGACAGAGGUGUGUUUUGUCAACUGCGUGGAGCGAUUCAUAGAUACAAGUCAAUUUAUCCUCAACAGGCUAGAGCAGACGCAGAGGAGUAAAACAUCUUUCACUGAGUCUAUGACGGACUAGUGGACCAUUAGCCACUGCCUGGAUGACAAGACCAUAAUUGAGGCUGUGGCGUGCCAACAUAAGAACUUUAAGGUAACAGCUGUCACGACAGAGAUGAAGAUUCAAUUAUUGCCUCAAGGACAAAGUGCCUCAUUUUGCUUCUUUGAAGGCCAGAUAUUGUUAACCAAAAGGAUGCAUGUACAGUCCCUCAGCGAGUCAUUAUAGAAUUCUGUUGGUAUGUAUGUGAUAAUCUGGAAUGGAAGAGCCUUUCCUUUGACUUCCUAUUUAGACCACCAGAACUCAUUCACACCAUGUCUGGGUUGCAUUGUUUAACAAGAAAUGCUUCAAGGUCUUACACCAUGACUGUUGAAAUUGUUGGACAGAUGCAAGUUGCAACUUCAUAUGAUGUAUAAAAAUGACAUAUACGUUUUUUUUGUGAAAUUAUUAAAAUUCCUUAUACAGACACUUAUAAAAGAUAAAUAAAAGAAAACAAUUCAUUCAAUGUUAACAAGAUUUUCCUAUGAAUUAAAACUAUGUAAACCCAUACAGGGGCAGGCUGCAACUGUUUCUGAUCUUAAAUAAAUAAUACAGCAUUUAUUAAGACAA